AUGGUGCUGCUGGGUCGGGGAAGCGGAGGGAAGCGGGGAGCGCACGUCCGCAUGUCCGCUCUUUCCCUGAAGCGGUGGCGCGUGGGGGAGAGGGUGGAGGUUUCCCGCCCGGGGGAAGGCCUUCAGGGGGGAUGGUUCACCGCCGUGCUGAUGGCGGUAGAUAGAGGCGCGCAGAGGGGUUCAGUGCGGUACGAGGAGAUGAUGGAGGCCGACGGGGUGACCAGGCUGAGUGAAGACGUCAGCUUGGAUCAAAUCCGCCCCGUGCCACCUGGCAUAGAGGGAGACGACCCUGCCACGUGGACUGAGGGCCAUGCAGUGGAUGCUUGGCACAUCAAUGCCUGGUGGGUCGGCACCAUCCUUGCCCGAACCACACCCGAACCUGACUCUCUCGGUGCCAUGCCUGGCGCUAGGCUCGGCACCGAGGCUGAGGUGCCGGCGUUCCGAGUGGGUCUGCGGGGAUUAGAGGACCAGAAGGAUCACCAGCAGCGACCGAACAAGCAGCAGCAGCACCAGGUGUUGGGGAGUGUAGGGGAGAGUGUGGAGGAGAGCGUGGAGGAGAGUGUGGAGGAGAGUGUGGAGGAGAGUGUGGAGGAGAGUGUGGAGGAGAGUGUGGAGGGCCGUGCAGGCAGGGGCAGGGUGGUGACAGUAGGAAAGGGUGCCGUUAUUGAAGGGCGGGCUGGCUCUGUGAGUGUGGGUGAUGCUGGUGAUUGGAAGGGAUGUGAAGGAGGAGGAGUUGCCCGAGGGGAUGGUGGAGAGAGGGAUGGUGGAGAGAGGGAUGGUGAGGCAGAGAGUGAAGUGAACAAGAAGGGUGGGGAGGAGGGUGGAGAGAAGGAUAGAGAGGAGGGUGGUAGGCAAGGUAGUGAGGAGGAAGUACGUCAUAAAGGAAGGGAGAAUUGUAGGGGGUGUGAGACAGGAGGAGUCGAGAAGGCCACUGGUCUGGCCACGAUUCUUGGCAGCUCAGCAGGUUACUGUGCGCGCCUGCUAGGUGCAGUGGGAGGGGAGGAGGUAAGGGAAGGAGUGGAAGAGAAUGGAGAAGAGGAGCGUAGGGGAAGGUGUGAUGAACGAGCAGGUGAGGAGGCCACUGGUGUAGCCACGAUCCUUGGCAGCACAGCAGGCAUCUUUGUGCGAAUGCAUGGUGCAGUGGGAGGGGAUGGGGUAAGGCAAGGAGUGGAAGAGAAAGGGCCGGGCCAAGGUGGAGGCUUGAAACCAGGCAAGGUGGGUGGGCGUGAGUGCUCGGCAGCAGAUGACACCUGUCAGGAUGACACCUGUCAGGAUGGCACCUGUCAGGAUGGCACCUGUCAGGAUGGCACCUGUCAGGAUGGCACCUGUCAGGAUGGCACCUGUCAGGAUGGCACCUGUCAGGAUGGCACCUGUCAGGUUGACACCUGUCAGGAUGGCACCUGUCAGGUUGACACCUGUCAGGAUGGCACCUGUCAGAGUAAACCCUGUCAGGAUGACCCGUGGGAUUUGAGUGCUACAGAUGCUGCUGUCAGUGCUGCCGCUGCUCCUUCUGUGGUUGUUUACAAGCGGAGGAAGACGGUUCAGGGAUGGCUGGGAACGAACGUGGCUCGCAGCAAGGGAGAGUUGCACACACACAGGGGGACUCUUGUGGAGGAGAAGGAGAUGGAGCUUGAGAGGGGUGGUGGUAUGAGAUUCGGGAGUGGGGUUGGUAAGAGUGCGGUUGGUGGCAAGGUGAGGAAGAGGGAGGGGCUUGCGCGGCAGUGCAAGGGAAAGAGAGGAGGAGAGCAGAGCAGUUUAGAAGAAGGUAGAAGAGGAGGAGGGAGAGAAGGUGUUUUAAAGGCCAUCACACAUGCAACAAGCAGCAAUCCGCCUUCCACCCCCAAUGCCACGCUGAAAUCACCUGCUUUAUUGAAAUCACCUGAUCUGCUGAAAACACCCGAUCUGCUGAAAGCACCUGGUGCGCAUCUCACCACACCCGUGGCCUCACGUGCCCUUGGCGCGCCAGCGGCGGGCACACCUGCCUUUUGUGUUAGUGCUGUUGCUGUUGUUGCCCCCCCUGCCACCCCUGCCGCGAUGCCUGCAACCCCCGUGGUGGCUGGGGAGAAUCUGAGAGGGCAGCGGGGGCAGCGGGGCCAACUGUCAGGCCAACUGCCAGGCCGACUGGCAAAGGCAGCUAUUGAAGCGCUUCAAGACAGGCGAGGAGAAGGAGGGGCGGUAGAUGGUGGGAGGAGCAGUGAGGAGGCGGAGGAGGUGGAAGAGGAGGAGGUGGAGGAGGUGGGAGAGGAGGGGGUGGGGGAGGAGAUGGGAGGUGGAGAGGGGAUUACGUGGGAUAAGGAGGUUCUGCUUACAGACCUGCGCAGGGCAUUAAGUAUUUCGAAUGACCAGCACUCCCGGCUGCUUGCUGCUCUGCUGUCACGAAGUGAGGCUGCCCUCCGCGACCCCCCCGCCCCCACCGCAGGGCUCUCUAGGGAGCCUCGUUUGCUGAGGCCUGCUUCGAAGGUGUGGAGGCCACUCAUCCCUUGGAAGGGUCCUCCAAACUCGACAUCCUCCCUCUGCGUCCGCCCGAAACCUUCUUCGCACACGCUCACCACCACCGCAUUCCGCUCCCUCUCCGCCACCUCCGCCACCGCUACCACAGCAGCAACGGCAGCCAAAUCCAGUCGUCUGCUGUACACUCUCCGCCCAUCCUCGCCCCCUAGGCAGCGCUCCCCUCCCCGCCUUCCCACGGCUGCUGCUGCUGCUCUGUACAGCGCAGGGCAUGCCCUGGACGGCUCCCCUCGUCUCCGAUCCGCAGCUGCUGCCUCUGCUGCCGGCCGCAGCCUGUUCCUGGGACAGAGGAGCUUGAUCCUGGGUCAGCCUGGGAAAAGGUCUCCACCCACGUUAGAUUUCAGAAGGCUUCGAAUCGCAAACGAGGCGGGACCAGCAGAGAGCGCUACAUCGGACGCCAAUGGCACUGCGCUGAGCCCCGCUGCGUCCUCCGAGGACACCAUUCAGGCGCUUAAGGCGUCCCUCGCCGCCGCAGAGGAAGCGGCAGCCAGCGCGCUGCAAGCCAAAGAGCUUGCUCUAGAAGCAGUAACGGUGGCGGAAGCAAAGGUCGAAUCCAUGUCCGCUCAGAUGGUCCUGACGACCGAAGAGGCGGUUAACGAAGUAGAGGCGGCUAAGGAGAAGUUUAAAGAGGAGGUGGCGAGGCUGCAGCGGGAGAAGGAGGAGGUGGAGCAGCAGCUGGCGCAGGCGAAGCAGGAGGGGAUUGAUCUCGCGAUGAAGGUGGAGCAGAUGGCGGCGCUGGCAGUGCAGGAGCAGACCCAGGCCGUGGCGGAAGACGCGCGGCUCAAGAUCGCCGCGGCCAAGGCGGAGGCGGCGGAUCUGGCGGCGCAGAUGGAGGAGAGGAUCAGGCUUGCUGCGGAUGAGGCCGCUGCUGCUGUGAUCGAGGAGGCGAAGGCGACGAUAGAGGACGCAAUAGCAGCGGCGGACAUUGCCAAAGAGCAGGCGCGGUCGGCGGAGGCGGCGCUGCAGGAGCGGCUGGACGUUUUGGACCGCCUGGGGCACGCGGAGGUGGCGCUCAUGCGCUCCGAGGAGCAGCGCACGGCGCUGCAGCUGAAGCUGGAGCAGGCGGAAAGCGAGAAGGAGACCCUGCGGAUGGAGAUCAAGGCGGCCAUAGCACGUGCAGAAGCAGCAGAGUCGCGCAUAGUGUCGACCCAAGCAGCAGUGGCGGAGAUCCAGGCGCUGGCGGAGAGGACGGCCAAGGAGAGAGAGGAGGGCACUGAGAGGGCGCUGGAUGCCAUGCGGCUGGCAUCGGAGGGCAGGGAGAAGGCGGCAGCACUGGCGUACAAGGCGGAGACGGAGAGUCUGAGGGCGGCAGCCAUGGCGGCUCAGAAGGCGGACAAGGUCAAGGACCAGGCCGUGGCCCGCCGCUUCGCCGCGCUCCAAAGGAGCCUUGCGGCUGCGGAGGAGAGCACGAGGAAGUGGAGGGAGCGGUGCUUGGCAGUGGAGGAGCUGUUCGCUCUGGCCAAAUCGCGUGGGCUGGAUGCUGUGAAGGAAUCCUCUGCGCCUGCUGCCGCCCCUUCUGUUCCUGCUGUUCCUGCUGCGCCUGUGGAGGCGGAGGUGGGGGAAGCUGUGGGGCGUGGGCGCAUGGACGUGAUGCUGGGGACGCAGUCGGAGAAGUGGCGCAUUCUGGCCGACGGGCCCAGGCGGGAGCGCCCCGAGUGGCUGCAGCGCAAGACGCUCACCACCACGCCGCUGCCGUCGCUGCCCGUGUCUGUGGAGCUGGAGAAUGUGCAGGCGGCCGUGCCGCUGCAGCUGCCCACGCCUGAUGAUGUGUGGUCGAUUGCUCUGCACAAGGUGGCGGAUGACAAGUUCACCAAGGAGGCGGAGGCGCGCGAGGCGGAGGCAAAGGAAAUUGAGGAGAAGCGCAAGGAGCUGGAGCGCGCCCUGCAGCGCAAGGCGCCCAAACGCAUCCGCUCGCCCGAAGAGCUGGAGGAGAGCAAAGAGUCCGGCACGGGAAGUGGUCGCGAGGUGGUGAUCCAGGCGUUCAACUGGGAGAGCAACAAGCGCGACUGGUACCUGGAGCUCGCCCCCAGAGCUGCUGACCUGGCAGCCUGCGGCAUCACGGCUGUGUGGCUGCCACCCCCCACGGAGUCAGUGUCGCCACAAGGGUACAUGCCGGUGGACCUGUACAACCUCAACUCGUGCUACGGCACCAAGGAGCAGCUGCAGUACUGCAUCGACGAGCUGCACAACCACGACCUCCUUGUGCUGGGAGAUGUGGUGCUGAACCACCGCUGUGCGUCCAAGCAGAGCCCCGAGGGCAUUUGGAACAUCUUUGGCGGCAAGCUGGCGUGGGGCCCGGAUGCCAUUGUCAGGGACGACCCCAACUUCCAUGGCCGCGGCAACCCCAGCAGUGGCGACAUAUUCCAUGCGGCGCCCAACAUCGAUCACUCGCAGGACUUUGUGCGGAAGGACAUCUGCGAGUGGCUGCGCUGGCUGCGCGCCGACGUGGGCUACGAUGGCUGGCGCCUGGACUUCGCCCGUGGGUUCUGGGGCGGGUACGUGAAGGAGUACAUUGAGGCAUCGAGCCCCGCGUUCUGCAUUGGCGAGUACUGGGACAGCCUCAGCUAUGAGGGCGGCACCGUCUCCUACAACCAGAACGCGCACAGGCAGCGCAUCAUCAACUGGAUCAACGCCACUGGAGGCACCUCCUCUGCUUUUGACGUCACCACCAAGGGCAUCCUGCAUGCAGCACUGCACAACGAGUAUUGGCGGCUGAUUGACCCACAGGGCAAGCCCCCGGGCGUCAUGGGGUGGUGGCCGUCUCGAGCCGUCACCUUCCUUGAGAACCACGACACUGGCUCCACUCAGGGCCACUGGCCCUUCCCACGCGAGAAGCUCCUGCAGGGAUACGCCUACAUCCUCUCCCAUCCCGGCACGCCGGUUGUGUUUUACGAUCACCUGUACGAGUUUGGCAUCCAUGAUCAAAUCGCCGAGCUGAUUGCCGCCCGGAAGCAUGCAGGUGUGCACUGCCGAUCGCCAGUGAAGAUUUUCCACGCAGUUGCGCAGGGGUAUGUGGCGCAGGUCGGGGAUAACCUGGUGGUCAAGCUCGGCCACUUUGACUGGAACCCAUCCCGCCAGAACGAUCUGAUGGGGCGGUGGGAGAAGCUUGUCGACAAGGGGAAUGAUUACAUUCUCUGGGAGAAAACGGCAGAUUUGGAGUUCCGACAACCAGCCUUGCUCAUGGCGUCACCUAUUGAAAAGACAGAGAAUGGUCGAGGUUCGUUACCAAACGAAAGCACCCCUUUGUUGCCAGCUAAGGCACAAGAUAUCCCAAUUCACGCCUCGCUUGACCAGAAUGGAGAAUUUGAAGGGAUUUCUCAUGGACAUCCCGGAAGCACCCUGGGAUCUGCCAUAUUUAACCUCUCCAACACCAUCAUUGGUGCCGGGAUCAUGGGACUUCCAGCGACCAUAAAGGUCCUGGGAAUUCCUCUUGGUCUGACAGUGCUGGCCAUAAUGGGAGCGGUGAAUGAAUACUCACUCCAGCGGCUUCUCAGAAGCACAACUGCAGCUAAAGCGUGGUCCUUUGGUGAUCUAAUGGCUGCUACGUAUGGAAGAGUUGGAAGAUUUUUGCUCCGAACGAGCAUCUUUGUCAAUAACACAGGCAUCCUCGUCAUCUACCUUGUCAUCAUAGGGGAUGUACUGUCUGGUUCGGACGGCGCAGAUGGAGAGCACUACUCAGGGUUACUCGAGGAGUGGGCUGGAGGUUCCACAUGGUGGAACAGCCGUCUCACUGUGCUCCUUGCCUCAAUUGUCACUGUUAUCGGGCCUCUUGCCGCCCUUCCUGACAUAGACUCCCUCUGGUUCACAUCAGGACUGUCAGUCCUGCUAGCAGUUGCUUUUGUCAUCAUCACCAUCCUCAUUACUUUGUACAAGCUAGUUGAAGGGACCAUUGAUUGGUCUGGAGUGCACUGGUUUCCUCAGCUGAACACAUCGCAGGACUACUGGCACCUCCUCUCUGUCAUCCCCACCAUGGCUACGGCCUUCACAUGCCACUACAACAUGCAUCCUAUUCUGGUGGAGCUAAAGCCACCUCGAGAAGAGAAGAUGCAGAAUGCGAUACAGAAAACAUUUUUUGUUUGCACGAGUGUAUACACUGUGACAGCUCUUUUUGGUUACCUCCUUUUCGGUGAAGCGACCUAUGCUGACGUCCUUGCAAACUUCGACUCUGACCUUGGGAUUCCUGGAAGCCGCUACUUGAAUGACAUUGUCCGGCUAUUUUAUGCGCUUCACCUGAUGCUGGUUUUCCCUGUGAUUCACUUCUCGCUCCGGUCCACAGUUGGAUUCGUGCUGUUUCCACAUUCAGUACCUCUCAAGCAUGAUCUUUGUGGAUAUAUCUUCACCACGGUUUUGCUGUUAGGGACCAUUCUGGCAGCUUCUCUUUAUGUCCCUGGGAUUCAGUCAGCAUUUGAGCUAGCAGGCUCAACAGGAGCAGCCACCAUUGCUUUCUGUCUCCCUGGGAUGGUGGCACUAAGUGAGAGAGCCGGGGGCUUGACAGCUCCAGCCACCCAAAGAGCUGCCGCAUGGUUUUUGCUGCUCUUAGGACUCGGAGUGUGUUUUUCGGGCCUCGCCGACAGCAUUCAUACGUUCUUACAAUAG
Messenger RNA from Closterium sp. Naga37s-1, 7104 nucleotides. The record is from the annotation of a GenBank genome assembly. Lineage: Eukaryota; Viridiplantae; Streptophyta; Zygnematophyceae; Desmidiales; Closteriaceae.